GCGCACCGAACACAAUUAAAGAAAGGUUAAAUCUAUAUUUGGGAAUUAUGAAUGUUGUGAAUGUUUCAAAUAAACUAAUUAACCUUCUUCGUCUCAUUGAAAACGUUUAAAAAAGCGAACUGAAACUGGUUUUAUUUCAUAUUUUAAUUAAAUCACGGAAAACGAAAUAUAUAUACAUAUUUUUGUUCUCAUCGUAAGCUAAAAAAAUAAAAAGGAUGACAAUUAUUAUAACUAUCCUCGUAGGAUUCGUAGGAAUUUUGAUUUAUCUUUUGAUAAAAUAUCCGGAUAGAAGUAUUGGUACAAAUCCAAGAAGAGAUCUUAAUGGUCCAAAAGGUUUACCGCUCUUUGGAAAUCUUUUUGAUGUUCUUAAACAUGAUAAUAAUGGAUUUGUAAUCUUCUUAUAUGAAACUUUAAUGAAAUACGGUCCAAAUGCAACAUAUACUUUACCAGGAUUUGGUAGAUUUAUAACUGUCAAUAAUCCCGAAUGUUUAGAGCAUGUUAUGAAAGCGAAUUUCGAAGGUUAUGUUAAGGGAGAUAAGUUAUAUAAAAUCCUUUACGAUCUUCUAGGAGAUGGAAUUUUCAAUACUUCCGGGGAUAAUUGGAAAAUGCAAAGAAAAUUAUUUAGUCAGUUAUUUAAUGUUAGAAAUUUUCGUGAAAUUAUAUGUGUCGUGUUUGAAGAACAAACCAAAAUAUUUUUAAAAAUCAUGGAAAAAAAAGUGAAUAGUGGAGAAAUUUUUGAUUUACAAGAAUUAUUUUAUAGGUUUACGUUGGAUUCAUUUGGAAAGAUUAUAUUUGGAUUGGACUUUAAAUGCUUAACGAAUACAGAUAGUCCAGUAAAAUUUGCUCAAUCAUUUGAUUUCGUUCAAGGAGCAUUAGGCAAACGAUUACAAAAUAGUUUCUGGAAUAUUACAGAAUUAUUCACAGAAGAAGGUCGUAAAUUGCGUGAAGAUUGUAAAUACUUAACAGAAUUUGCAUAUCAAAUAAUUGAAAAUCGUAGAAAGAAUCCAGAAACUCUAAGAGAAGCUACAGAUGUUCUAAAUCUUUUUAUGGAAGCUAAAUAUGAUAAUGGAGAAAAUAUGUCAGAUAAACAGUUAAUAGAUGUUGUUUUAAAUUUCAUCAUUGCUGGACGUGAUUCGACCGCGCAGACCCUUUCUUGGAUGAUGUAUAAUGUUAUGGUUAAUCCUUCUAUUGAAGAAAAAUUAGUAAAAGAGGCGAAUUCUUUACUCUCAGAAGAAGAACCAAUUUCAGGUUAUGAAAAUAUAAAACAGUUUCAAUAUACUCACGCAACAUUAUACGAAACUCUUCGAUUACAUCCAACAGUACCAAACAAUUUUAGGGUAUGUCUUAAAGAUGACGUACUUCCAAAUGGUAUACCAAUUUAUGCUGGUGAAAUGGUAAAUUGGUCCUCUUGGGCUGCUGGAAGAGACGAAAGAACGUGGGGCAAAGAUGCAAAAAUAUUUAAUCCUGAACGAUUCUUAAACUCCGAAGAUGGAUUAAAACCAAGUCCAUACAAAUUCACCAGUUUUAAUUGUGGACCAAGAAUAUGUCUUGGACAAAAUUUCGCUACAACUGAAGUCAUAAUGUUGGCAACUGCUGUAUUAAGACAAUAUAAAUUUGAAAUGGUACCAGGACAAAAAUUACCACCUGAUUUUGGCGUUUCUUUAACUUUACCUAUGAAAAAUCCUUUAUUAGUCAAAGUUUAUCAUCGAUGAUUUAAAAUGCGAGUUGUGUAGUACAAGUACGAAACUGCGUAUGAACUUUAUAGGAACUUAAUUACCUUUUAAAGAGGAAAAAAAAAAAGAAAUACAAUACAUUUUACAUAUAAUAAAAUAUAACAAUUUAA
Molecule: messenger RNA, 1843 nt
Organism: Rhizophagus irregularis DAOM 181602=DAOM 197198
Lineage: Eukaryota; Fungi; Glomeromycota; Glomeromycetes; Glomerales; Glomeraceae
Molecular function (GO): heme binding; oxidoreductase activity, acting on paired donors, with incorporation or reduction of molecular oxygen; iron ion binding
Source: RefSeq, a predicted model, not a curated record